Molecule: messenger RNA, 1538 nt
Organism: Amoebophrya sp. A120
Lineage: Eukaryota; Dinophyceae; Syndiniales; Amoebophryaceae
Source: the annotation of a GenBank genome assembly
ACGAUCAUGAAAGCUAGCUGUGUAGUCAAGACCGAAGUCCGACAAGUUUUGUACGACUUUGAAGUUGUAGAUUCAGCGAAAAUCGGGAACACCUUGAAACAGAAAGUUCAUGUUUUUGCAAGUGAUCACUGGAGGAACAUGAUUUGGGACUAGAAACUGAAGCGGAGCAACGUUAGUAAACGUAAUUAGCUUGGCCUUGGUAGUAUACAGAGUUGUUGAAGGUAGCAUUUCCAUCUCGUUGUACAUUCGAGAACAAUGUCAGAGUAUGGGGCAAGAUUUGCAACUGAGGUUCGCGGUCCGUCUGCAGCGUAUGGAGCCUGGGUAGAGAGGCGCAUCGCCGGCUAUUUACUGCAGCAGCAAGAGAAUCAUCGGCUUGGUAUCGAAACAAGAAGUAGAGACAUUGCAGACGAGGACCCAAAGAACAAGAAAACUGUUCAGAAUCUAAAGCAAUCCACGACCGAAGCAAACAUGUGCGGGGCAAUAGAGCUCGACUUGAAGCUUCAUAAAGAGUGUGUGGAAGCUGCGCGACGCGGUUGGCUGUGCAAAAAGGAAAGUGACGACUUUUUUGUCUGGAUUUCAGGGAAACCAUUUCCACAGGAACAGCUGGUCUCGGACGGAGAGGCCGGGUUGGCGCGACAGCCACAUCUCGAAAUCUGGGAGGAUGGUCCGCCCCCAGCUCGUCGCUCCUGCCGUGGCAUUUCCGGGAAUUACAUGAAGGCGCCUUCUGAUUCCGUCGCGCAGGACCAGCUUCGUGUAUGGAUGACUGUGGUGCGCCGGCGCUUUCCUGUGAAGAGUCAAAUGCCGCACUUUCCCUUUGAGCUCUUUUUGAAAGUGAAGAGCUUCAUGCGGCCGCUCGGAUCUGUCAUUCUGAAUCCGUUGUACCUAGCGGAAACUGCAACGCGCAAGCGCCAACUUGACAUUGAGCCGCUACUCGGAGCUGCCCUCAGCAACUGUUUUGCGGAUCUGAAGAAAACUACAGCAAGUGGCAGCGUCGGUUGGACUCGUGACGCGAAGAAAACUGUCAACGGCGCCAGUGUAAGUGUACGAAUCAGCCUGGGAAAUCGGGUUUUUACGUUGGAAGGUAAGAGGUCGCAGAUGUGGCCGAUGAGAAGUGAGGAUGACAUCAUCGAUAGUCCGGACUGGGAAUUCCUCCGACAGAAAGAGAUCGCAGAUAAGGCGCCUUUCGUGCGUCUUUGGCAGGAGGAGGCGAAGUACGCGAAUUUGAUGGGGAUCUUGCGCGAAUUUUUUGAAUCCAAAGGUUUGGAGUUUACCCAGAACGAGGAAGAUUGUAGCAAGUUCGAGAUCUCUUGGGAAUAACCGAGGUUCGUGUGAAAAGCUAGGACGAAGGCAUGAAGAGUUUCACAUUCAUAGGUAUCAGCUGUAUGUCCUUGACGCAGGCCCCGGCAUUGGGACAGAAUAUGUGCGUCAUCCGGGAUACGGCUGUCAGAAGAGUUGUGACAUAAGGGAAACCUGUUUGGAGAGUUGAAAACUCGAUGACAGUACGAGUAAGUACCAAAAGUAAAAGCGUUCAUCCGUUG